UCGUGUGGCACACGGGGCCAGGAAUAGGUGUGUGGCCAGAGAAAUUGGUAAAUUAUUUCUGCAUUUCCCAGAAAAUUAGAAAAGCACACGGCACCGAAAGGGAUCCCAACAUUUUCGAGCCUCAUCCAUGGCAUCUCUUCUCGCCAACGGUGUUUCAAGCUUCUCUCCGCAACCUAGUUGCGAAUUGAAACUCCCGAAGGGGUUCUGUCCGAAGCUUGAAGCUCCUAAAUUUCCAAUUUCAAAGGUCAAACUCAAAAGUGGAGGGCUUCUGAAGAUUCGAGCUGAUGUUGGUUACGAUCUCAGUUCCUCACCGGGUAAGUCCUCGUCUUCAACCCUCAGCUCUGAUGAGAAGAUUCGAGAAAUUCUCCGCAAUCGCGACUACGAUAAGAAAUUCGGUUUUACUUUUGAUAUCGACUCGUUUUCGAUUCCCAAAGGGCUCUCGCAAGAGACAAUCCGAUUAAUUUCUACCUUAAAAGAGGAACCCGAUUGGAUGCUCGAGUUUAGGUUGAAUGCUUUUGAGAAAUUCUUGAAGAUGAAAGAGCCUAAGUGGUCGGAUAACAGAUACCCGCCCAUUGACUUUCAAGACAUAUGCUAUUAUUCUGCGCCCAAGAAGAAGCCCGCUCUGAAAAGCCUAGACGAAGCCGACCCAGAACUUCUCAAGUACUUCGAGAAACUGGGCGUCCCUUUAAAUGAGCGAAACCGUUUGGCUAAUGUUGCCGUCGAUGCUGUUCUGGACAGCGUAUCUAUCGCAACGACGCAUAGGAAGACACUGGAGAAGGCGGGCGUUAUCUUUUGUUCUAUAUCUGAGGCUAUUAGGGAGUAUCCAGAUUUGGUGAGGAAGUAUUUAGGGAGAGUUGUGCCUAGCGAGGAUAAUUACUACGCAGCUCUGAAUUCAGCAGUGUUUAGCGAUGGAUCAUUUUGUUAUAUUCCUAAAGACACCAAAUGUCCUAUGCAGAUUUCAACGUACUUCCGAAUCAAUGCAUUGGAAACGGGACAAUUUGAGAGGACUUUGAUAAUUGCGGAUGACAGGAGUUUUGUGGAGUAUUUGGAGGGCUGUACGGCACCUUCUUACGAUAGGAACCAGCUUCAUGCUGCUGUUGUAGAGUUAUAUUGUGCCGAAGGUGCAGAAAUUAAGUACUCAACUGUGCAAAAUUGGUAUGCUGGGGAUGAGGAAGGGAAUGGGGGGGUAUACAAUUUCGUCACAAAACGAGGCCUUUGUGCUGGGGCUCGCUCUAAGAUAUCUUGGACACAAGUGGAAACAGGAUCAGCCAUUACGUGGAAAUAUCCAAGUGUUGUUUUGGAGGGAGAUGAUACUGUUGGCGAAUUUUAUUCUGUUGCUCUGACAAAUAAUCAUCAACAAGCAGAUACAGGAACGAAGAUGAUACACAAAGGGAAGAAUACAAAGAGUAGGAUUAUCUCAAAGGGCAUAUCGGUUGGCAAUUCAAGGAACUGUUACAGAGGGCUUGUUCAGGUUCAAUCAAAAGCAGAGAAUGCUCGAAAUUCCUCCCAAUGUGACUCAAUGCUCAUUGGUGAUAAGGCAGCAGCCAAUACCUAUCCUUACAUACAGGUUAAAAACCCCACCGCAAGGAUUGAACAUGAAGCUAGUACCUCCAAAAUUGGUGAAGAUCAAUUAUUUUACUUUCAACAGAGGGGAAUAGAGUACGAGAAAGCCAUGGCUGCUAUGAUAUCUGGCUUUUGCCGUGACGUAUUUAAUGAGCUUCCUGAUGAAUUUGGUUCUGAGGUGAACCAGCUAAUGAGCCUGAAACUUGAGGGGUCCGUAGGUUAAGCAGUUUGUGAGGAUCAAAAUUACAAGUUCUUGAAAGGAAACUUGUUAGGGCCAGCGCUCGAAUUUUGAUCGUAGGAAGUCUUUAACGGUAUUGCAGACGAAAAAGUAGUGUAAAAGGAAGGAAUUAUAGACGAUGUAAAUAGGUGGUCUCAGGUUGUGUGGCGCAGGAAUCAUGACUAUGUAUCAAAUCUCAAUAAUUUGAUGUGUUCGUGGCGGGAAUGUGUUGCGUGGCAUAGCCGAUCAUUGUAUAAGCCGCAUUAUGUAUAACUUAUAUUUUGUGUUUUUUUUUUUUUUGCCAUAAAUUAUAUAUAUCGAUUCAUAUUUUAGGUUA
Prosopis cineraria is the source of this 2117-nucleotide messenger RNA. RefSeq names its product UPF0051 protein ABCI8, chloroplastic. The transcript has 2 exons. The coding region runs from base 128 to 1786 and encodes 552 amino acids. Gene Ontology annotation, biological process: iron-sulfur cluster assembly. Lineage: Eukaryota; Viridiplantae; Streptophyta; Magnoliopsida; Fabales; Fabaceae. The record is from RefSeq and is a predicted model, not a curated record.